This is a messenger RNA of Saccostrea cuccullata (small rock oyster), 2210 nucleotides long. RefSeq lists its product as uncharacterized. Gene Ontology annotation, cellular component: membrane. The record is from RefSeq and is a predicted model, not a curated record. Lineage: Eukaryota; Metazoa; Mollusca; Bivalvia; Ostreida; Ostreidae. Gene Ontology annotation, biological process: homophilic cell-cell adhesion. Gene Ontology annotation, molecular function: calcium ion binding. The transcript has 11 exons. Bases 85 to 2010 code for a protein of 641 amino acids.
AAGGAGACACAAAUGAAGCGAAAACGCUAAUGAAAGAUUAAACUGUUUUUUGGGACAUUGUGAAAUGAGAUUCAAUGAGGAGGGAUGGAACUUAGUAGUUAUGGUGGAACAUUUAUCAUUUCAUUGUGUAUUGUAUCAGUUACUGGACACUGUGGGGUGCACCAGAAUCUGGAUGUAGUUAUAAUGUAUGAUGAAUCUUCAAGCUCUGGUUCAACUGGAUUUUCCUAUCAGCGGCAGUUUAUUGUGUCACUAGCUGACGCUCUACACCUGAGUUCCACAGACACUAACAUGGCCGGACUGGGUGUAGACACCUACGCCUACUAUGGAUGGGGACUUCGAGAUUAUUUCACGUCUUCUGCAAUAAAUUCAAAGCUAAUGAAUAUAUCCAUGCAUCUAGGAGAUGGAGGCUCAAAUUUGGCACCUGGAUUUGAAAUGGCAUGGACUCAUAUCUUAUCCAAUAGUACGAGGGCGGGGUCCCAAGCGUGGCUUAUAGUUCUAACUGAUACGACAUAUACAACCUCUACGAAGGGAUUAGACGAAGCUAAAGCUGCUGGUGUAAAAGUUGGCUUUGUAGGGACGGGUUCGGUUGCAAGCUAUUCAUCUUAUGCUUCUGACUCAAAAUAUAUCGUCAGUAGAAUGAGCUGGGGAACUCUUUCUUCAUAUAUUACAAGUGUUGUGGAAUUUUUCUGCCCUGCAUAUUGUGAAAACUUUUUGUUUUACUACGAUCUUCCAAACAGUAUGAGCGUCCAAGCUGAUACACACUCAAAUGUAGGCUACUAUUUGAGCGGUACAGACGUCACCUAUGACGUACACUGUUGUGGAGCUGUUUCUUCCGUAGAGUUCAAGGCCACGACUUCCGGAACAUUUAAGUUUCAAAUAUGGCGGAACUAUGUCCUAAUGUCCGAAACAUCGGUGUCAGCGGCAGCUGGAUAUCAGACUCAUACUUUUUCACCCAAGCUUGCCAUACAGGCUAAGGACGUUAUUGGAUGGUACUCAUCUGGAGUUAACCCUAUUGGAAUUGCCUCGACCUGUUCCGGAGACUUAUGUACCAGCGGGACAAAACGAGCGACCAACAUGGGAACAGUAGCAGUGGGGGCUUCUUAUUCGUGGUCUAACGCCACUGACCUGCCAGACACGGCAUUUGCAAUCAAAUUUACUAUUGUCAACAGUACUGUUCCUAGCUAUACCCAGUCCUCUCCGGUGUACAUAUCUGAGACUCUGGCGGUGGGAUCCAGUAUCAUGGUCUUUAGUGCUACUGAUGACACCGGUGAAAUGUUAGCAUACAGCGAUCCUUCGAGUCCAUACUUUGCUUUUAAUCAAUCUUCCGGAGAAAUUACUUUGAUUGGCUCGUUGCCCACUCCUCAUGUUGAGACACCCUACACUCUUACAAUAGAAAUUAUGGACGCCUGUUUUAACACAGCUACGGCCACCAUUAAUAUAACCUCAUUUGCUGUUCCUCCAUCAUUUCAUAAUUUGCCAACGGAGGUCGAGCUAGGAGAUGACGUCACAGCAGAGACCCUUUUAAUUGUUGUUAAUGUGACAGAUGAAUCCGCUCCCAGCAUCAUUUGUGCUCAAACGUCAAUUUUACCAGAAACCCAGUACUUCAGACUUGACGAUUACAUGAAUGGCUCUGCUGCAGUAUAUCUCAAUCCUGAUUCGGUGUUGGACUUUAACACAGUUGAGGAAUAUAAAAUGUUCAUCACAUGUACCGGAAGUACACCUCUUGAGUCCGUACUGACCAUCAGAAUUCUGGAUAAAUCCGUCACCACUCCUUAUACGGUGCCAGCAUGGGCGGCGGGGGCCAUUGUCGUCAGCGUGGGAUCAGUGGGCGUGGUUAUAGGAAUGGUCUGUUUUCUGAUUGUCGUAAUUCUGGCAACAACCGAUGAAGCGGAAGUACUGCCGCCAGUGGAAGAAGACAAGGACGCGAACAAGGAAGUGGAUGAUGCUGCACAGAUGUACAAAAAUGUCGACCGAAUUCAACUUUAUAGAGAGGGUUACGGGGAAUUUUGAGCUGUGUUUUAAUGCAUUCAUUGAUUCAAAAUAUUUUUAAAAUAGACACAAAAAUUGUAUGCUUAAAAAAUCUGUAUUUCAUUUUUUGGAAUUAUAAUGAAUGCAUGUGCUAACCAACAUUACUCUCUCAAAGGAUCAUGAAGAAAAGUGAUGUUUUUGGGCGUUCUCUUUUGAAAUCAAUAACAACUAGUGUCACAAUA